UUUUUUCAGGUGAAACCAGCCCGGACAGAAAAUACAGCCAGAGAUGCGAAGUGGGCCUUAGAAAGCGACACCAGAAAGAAUUACUAGCCAGCAGGGAGUCCUUUUGACACGCUCCGCUGGUCGUGUGAGGGCUCGCCCUGGCAUUAGUCACGAUUUCUCGACCACGACCACUCGCCACAGUCUGCGUCUCCAGUAGAUUACACACCGCCCUCGGCCGCUGCCACCUAUAACAGCGGCCGACCUUGCUCUGUGCGCCCACAGAGUUUUCUGAAGUCACCCAGCGUAGUUCUGUCGGCGUUCGAGGCGUCGCGAUCUAUCAUCUGUCAUCAGCAAGUCAGCGGAAUCGUGUUACUUUUGUGUGUGUGAUCAGCGUCUGUGGCAGUGAGAAAAGCCUUGAAAGGGAAACUCUUCGCCAAGGAAAGGAGUUCGAACCUCGAAACGUGCGUGUGUGUCCCGGACAAGAGCGGGGAACGUUACACGCAGACUGUGUGAAGCGUGUGAGCGACAUCUGUGUUAGUAUCAAGCUAUCACGGCUUUCUGAGAACUGCUCAUAACCAAACACUCGGAACUGUCACGCUGGUGUCUACAGCGGUAGCAGAGGAAAAUUUUGUAACAGCAAGAAUGGAGUGGCGAUGUGGUAUUCAUGUAACAGUUCUGGUAUUAGUAGCGUAUGCUAUUCUACCACAAGGCGAUUGUGUAAGGCGUAUGGAUCCUCCACGUUUUCUUGAAGAUACGAACCGCGAGGUGAAAGGCUACUUCCUGGCAAGAUCUGUGAACGACUCAGGAUUCCCUGAAGGCUCUCCAGAGUCAGUUUCUUCCGCAGAGACUGUCGUGGGAAGAAAAAAUUUGAUGGCCAAAGGGCAGUUUUGGUUGGAUUUAUUAAACACCAUGAAACUGACUGGGGAUGAGGGUGAUGCAGAUGUGGCAUCAAAGAACCUGGAAAGAAUUGGGAUGCCUCUCUAUUUGGAUGAGGGUAAUGCAACGUCAUCCAACAGUAUUUUUCUGGAGCCACUCAUUGCUAUUGAUGGUAACAAAACUGGUCUGUUGCUCUUGGUGAAAGAAGGAGGGCGUUACGUAACGGAUGAUACUGAGAUGUUUACUGGUGACACGAACCAAAGCAUAGACCCAGAAACUGGGCAUUUCGCUGAUCCUAUACUCAGCAGUGCAGCCCAAGCAACGACCAGCUCUACUACCCAAUUGCAACCAGCUGCUGAUGACGGUGAAGUGCCUACGGAUGAAACAGCCACAACUCUCACUGGCAGAAUACCUGAGAAGGUCACAUCACCAACUCCCGAAUUUGCUGAAAAAUUCACUCCACUCAUGUACCGCAGUCCAAAUGGGGUUGUGAUCCCAGCAUUGGAGAACAAACAGUUGACACUGAAACAAAGUAACCGUGCCGAUCGAGUGAAGAGAAAUGCCGUCGUUCAAGAUGUGUCUCCGGACGUGUGGUCUGCUGUACAUAAACCGUCAGAAGAAUAUCAAGCCAGAUAUGUGAACAGUGAUUUCAGGAACAUUUUUCCACUUUCAGAAGGGCAAAGGCAGUCGGUAGAUGGAGUCCAAGAGGAUAAUGGAGCUGCAUCUGGGCUCAGACAGACAUCAGAAAAUUAUAGAAGCGUUCCAUAUUCUCUGGUUCACAGACUGGGACCUCAAGGAGCAGAUAAUGUGGUCCAUUACACAACAAUGACGAAAGGAGUCGGAGGUAUGGCCAAUCCAGAACAAGAAGCUAACCAAACGCAUCCUGGACAACAUCACCACUACCAGCAUGAUUCAAUGGACAACUCUCGUGGAGACCAGACAGACUUGGAGGAGCAUUUGCCUGCAGUGCAUAAGAUUCCAGCUGAAGAAGUCAGGGAUGGAAAACGCACUCUGGAAGACCAGGACCAUCCUCUUAGAGGCACUGAAGCAGCUGCUUCGAGCCGAUUCGUUCUUCAGAUUCCAAAUACCAACAAAGAACACCUCCAUUACCAUGAAUACCAAAGUGGAGGACCAGUAACUCUGGAGGUGUUGAACGGUGCUCCUAGUAAUGAGGACAUCGGUCACACGACCAGAUUUCACUGGGCAAGUCGGCAGUUUGUGUCACUGUACGAUGAUGAUGACCUUGAGAAUGGUGGUAGGAAUAGAAGUAGCCUUCCAGUAGAAACUGAGGAUCUGCCAGCCAGGAGAGUAGCAAGACGAAUUUGGGCGCCGUCGCUAAGGUCUUCACAAAAGGCUGGCGUUCGUAGAGACGACGAAGUGGCGGAUCUAGGGGAGCAGUCGAGUGGUCUCGAACAGAGACCCGCGGACACGCUCCACAACGAAGUGGACGAAGACAAGCUCAAGACUGCAGCAGACGGAUCUAGCGUCCAGAGGAGCGUGAUGGAGGUGCUGCUGGAACGGCUGGAGCGGUGCCUGCGCUCCGAGGCAAUGUCCGUGCUGGACAGCCUGGAGGCUGCUGACGUGGCGACCAUCUGGCCAGGCGUCGAGCUGGUCAGGGUGGACGGCCGACCCACUCAGCGGACCAGCGGGAAGGGACACAGCAGCGACAGCACGCUAGGCAAAGACGAAGAUGACAGGUGGGCGGCAAUUGCUGUCGACAAGUUGGCAGCCCUGCUGAGGUCGCACGCCAUCAGGCUGCGUCUGCCAUCGACUGCAGACGACGAGCGCGAAGAAGGUCGCCGCAUACGCUACCGGCACCAGUACAAGCACAUGUUCCCGCUGGUGGUGAUGGGCUACAUGGUGAUGUCGUCAUUCCUGGUUCCGCUGGGGUUCCAGCUGAUGGCCGUGCUGUCAGGGAAGGCGCUUCUCCUCAGCAAGAUGGCGCUCGCCGUGGCUGGGAUGGCUGGCUUCAAGAGGCUGUUCCUGGGUGGAUUGGGUCCAGAGUACCCAGUAGCACCACCAGUGCUGCACCACGAGACAUACCCGAUCUACCACGAGCACCACGCCGCCUUUGCCAAGUAGUUGCUGCUCAGGGCACGUGGCUUGUGUCUGAACGACCUCACUGUAUGGGACAAGGAGACCAUUAGGCUGAAGAGACUGGGUUGCAAGUUACCUCACCAGGGUGAUGCUGAGAACGUUGUGCUGGAUGUCUACAAGCACCAGGAAGUUGAAAAUUUAUUAUAAACUGAACUAUUUUUCAGCUUUAGCCUGAUAUCUGGACCACUUGGCCCAAACGGUAUAUGGAUUAAUAAAUGUUGGCUCUACCUCAACCUCAA
Molecule: messenger RNA, 3191 nt
Organism: Schistocerca gregaria
Lineage: Eukaryota; Metazoa; Arthropoda; Insecta; Orthoptera; Acrididae
Exons: 4
Coding region: 622-2937 (771 amino acids)
Source: RefSeq, a predicted model, not a curated record